Messenger RNA from Colletotrichum destructivum, 2061 nucleotides. RefSeq lists its product as uncharacterized. The record is from RefSeq and is a predicted model, not a curated record. Lineage: Eukaryota; Fungi; Ascomycota; Sordariomycetes; Glomerellales; Glomerellaceae. Bases 303 to 1508 code for a protein of 401 amino acids. The transcript has 2 exons.
CUGCUACCUCAUUGGAACCCCCGCCGUCCGCCGAUCGCCACUACGGGGUGAGCUGAUCUGAACAACGUUGUCAACUCCCCCCUCAUGACACUUCAUCCUCGUCAGACCCGUCGUCCAAAUAUUAUAUUGUUCAUGUAGGCCUCGAGCCUCUUUUGACGCAUCCGGAGACAAUCCGCGAAUUGCCUGCAUAAGUCCCAAUCACAAGCAUCUCAUCAACUGAGACGCUCACAAACUCACCCACAGCCCGCAUCUAAGAUUAAACACUUAAGAUACUCGGCAUCUUAUCAAUCACUUCGUCCAUUAUGCCCGACAACGGUCCCUCGGACAACUUCUUUGUCCGCUUCAAACAGAAGGUGGACGACCACGUCGCCUCGGCCUUUCAGAGAGUUCUGGGCCUUCCGACCGCUGUGUCCCGUCUCAACAGCACCUGGCCCGAACCUCCCCGACCGUCCCAGGCCGACGAGCAUGAGCGCGGGACGGCAAUUGCGUCGGAGGGCGGCGGCGCCACCAACGCCGCCGCCCACCCUCGCACGCCGUCCUCGUCGUACCCCCAGCCGACAGUCUUUGACCUUUUCUCGUCAAUGUCGCCGAUGCAAGCCCUCUUCGAAACCGAGAAGCUCACAGAGUCACUCUACCAGGUCAUGUGGAUAUCAUUCCUCAUCGACUCGCCCUACUCGCCGCUGCGACUCCACGACCUGCCGCAGCCUACUCCGAAGGACCUGCCCAAGGGCGCCGACCCGACCCUCUUCGGCUUCGAGGACGCCUUCGAGGACCUGCUCAUGGUGAGCAGUGGCCAGGGCCUACCGGAGAUCAACGAACGCGUCCGCUUCAGGAAAGAGUGUCGCGAGUCCUUCCCCCACGGCCUGCCCCCGAUUCUCUGGCUUCACCAGCUUACCCGCCAGGGUCUGUGGGACGGCUGGGACACGAGGCCUGAGGUGCUGGACGGCGCCGUGAGCGAACGGUGGAAGCGCUGGUUGCAGGAGCAGGAUGACCCCUUUCACGAGCGGCGGUUGCCGUCCGUUUCCAGCCAGUCAUCGCCUCAGGAGACGGGGAAGCACUCGGCGGUUGAGAACGGUGCUCGGGAGAGGCUGGCUCGUCCCGAACGAGACCAUCAUGGGGAGACAGAGGAGGAUUCAUACUUGUCAGUUAUAGGCAAGGCUCGCUUCAACACAUCCCGCGAGACGUCUGCGUCUCCAUCAGAGUCACCCGAGUCGCAUUCAACCACGCGAGAUCUCUCGCCCCAGGGUCUUCCCUCGGGCUGGAAAGUGGUGGAAAAGGUCCAGGAGCGCGAGGACGCAAAUGGCAACGUCCACGUUACCAAGACUGUCACAACUUUCAACGGCAGGGGUGAGGAGGUUGGCAGGCAGACUGAGAGGCGUUCCGAGUACGCCUGGUCGGCCAGCUUCUCGACCGGUGGCAGCAACAAGAAAGACCGGCAGCAGCAGCAGCAGCAGCACCAAGACAGCGAGAGGGAUGAUAACGACAAGAGUAGUUGGUUCUGGAAAUGAAGCAGAGGCUUUGUUGUCCUUUUCCCUUCUUCUUUUCUUUUGUCACUUCGCUCGGAGGAGUUAUUGGGAUGGGAUGGGCCCAGGGGCCAUCUGUACGAACAACCAACGUAGUACCGAGUGUACAGAUUAAGACUUUGGGCAAAAGUUAAGGUUACUGAAACGUUUAUGUUUGUAAACAGGGUUCUCAUAUUCUACUCCCGCAUGGCUGGUUCGACUCCUGAUGACCCAACCAACACCUGCUUGUCUCCUUCCAGGGGAAAGGGGUUCGGAAUCCUAGAUCAGUCUACCUACUGCCUGCGUCUCGUUUGUUUGUGGACGUCAUUUGGGCUCUUUUAUUCAUCAACAAAUAAACCAUUCAACAUUCUGCCCUUGGCGUGGCCCUAUUGACGCACAUACGACUACUGAACGUGUUAGUCUCAGUCUCGUACUGGAGCGCAACCCAACAACUCAAUAGUGCAAACACAUGCCCAUGAGCUACUUUGGUCGCAUUAGUUCACAUCUUUCCCGCAGGCUCCCGUGCCUCCCCGAGACGAUCGUGUUUGGAAGCCCCGAC